AUGUCCGCUGAAUCCCCCGGCCCCCGCGGCUUUCGAGCCUUCGUCCGCCAUGCUUUACGACCCAAAAAAUCCCGUCAACUCUUGCGAAAAGACUUCAGCGCCUCCUCCCCCGAUCUCCGAGUCCAGCCGCCUCACGACGAACCUCCUCUCCCCUCACUGGCUCCCCUCGAGGCCCAUCGACUGCGAUACCUCGAGGCCAAUGCUCAGAAGGACACGCAGCGCGGCGAGAACCGCGAUCAUACCGCCAUCCUGCAUGCCAUCGGCGCCCAGGAGACCGACGACACCCUUGACCAGCCCGAGGACGAGCAGGACCGUCGUCCCCCCGGCGACCCGUUGAUCGCGUCUCUUUCGGCAUCGCUCUGGCAGCGAAUCGCCGAAUUCCUGAGUCCCGCCGAGCGCGCCAGUCUCACCUGGGCCAGCAAGACGCUGUUCGCCCGUCUCGACGGCCCCGCGCCCUGGCUGGCGCUGAACGAGCCGGAGAACCUCGACGACCGCGCCGAUUUCCUGGUCGCCCAGGACCGACACUUUCCGCAUCAUCUGCUGUGCUUCGCCUGCGCCAUCUACCAUCGUCGCACGCGCGAAGGCCGCGAGACACUCCAGCCCGCCGACGUGGUGAACCCGUUGGUCGACUGUCCGCAGGCGCGCAACGCUCUGCGCCCGCCGCCGCGACACCGCAUUGCCCCGGGUCGCAAUCUCCCCUUCGCCUUCGCGCAGCUCGUCCUGCGCGCCCAUCGUUUCGGCUCGCUGCGCUACGGCCUCUCCGUCGACUCCCUGGCACGGCGCUGGCGUCGCGACGGCUGGUCCCAUCACUCCCGCUACCUCAUCCACCACGGUCAUUUACUCAUGCGCGUCGUCAGCUCCUGCUUCGCCCCGCCUGACCUCCCACCCAGUUCCAAGCGUCUCCUCCUCUACUCCCGCGAAGACUACUGGCCCUACUUCUCCGUCUGCGCCCACUGGCGGGACGGCGAGCUGAUGACCAUCUGCAAAUGCGCAUUGGGCCAUGUCCCCGUCCCGCGCGACACCUCCGCACUCCAGGGUCUGGAGCACCGCGGCCGCGACGUCGUCGCCGGUCGGGUGUAUAACCCCAACGCGCUGGCCACGCUCUGCGGUCGGUGUCGUCCCAUGCGUCGCUGCCCGCAGUGUCCCUCCGAGUAUCUCGUCGAGGUCAAGUUGACUGAGGAUCGGUCCGAUCCUCGCAGUCCGCAUUUCCGGCACGCGAUCGUCGUCACCCGUUGGUGUGAUCUGGGUGAUGGUUCAUCUCCUCGGAUGUCGAUUGAGUGGGCCGCUUGUAAUGGUUUGAGCGAUGAGUAUGACUCGUUUGCUCAGCUGGGGAAACGUUCUCUCUCCGGGAUCUUUGAAUCCGCCAUGGCGGAUGAUAUCAUGCCUGGUCAGCGGCUUUUAUCUAUGAAUCCGAAGGGGAAGAAAUUGGGGGAGGAGGGGACGGGAUGGUAUUAA
This is a messenger RNA of Aspergillus tanneri, 1455 nucleotides long. RefSeq lists its product as uncharacterized. Bases 1 to 1455 code for a protein of 484 amino acids. The record is from RefSeq and is a predicted model, not a curated record. NCBI's taxonomy places the organism in Eukaryota, Fungi, Ascomycota, Eurotiomycetes, Eurotiales, Aspergillaceae. The transcript has a single exon.